AUGUGCUCUGCUUUCUUAUGGAGUGGAUCUCCAAAUAUUACAUCUAGGGCGAAGAUCGCAUGGGAGGAGGUGUGUUGUCCUCGGGAGGAAGGAUGUCUUCGCAUUAGGAGAGUGAAAGAUGUUAGCACAAUGUUCAUGCUAAAGCUCAUCUGGCGUUUGUUCUCAAACACUGCUUCGCUUUGGGUUUCUUGGGUCAGACGUUAUUUACUUCGAGAUGCAGUACUAUGGGAUGUUAAGGACACAUGGCUGGGCUCAUGGGCUUGGCGCAAGCUCCUGAGAAUUCGCAAUAUAGCAAAGUCUUUCGUACGUUGGGAUAUUGGAGAUGGUAACACGGUGAGGUUUUGGACUGAUUUGUGGCAUCCAAGUGGAAGGCUUAUUGAUAUUGCUGGGGAAUCUGGUACUCAAAAGAUGGGCAUUGGUCGUGAUAGGAGGAUCUCAGACCUUCUUGCCGGUGGAGCAUGGAGGUUCAGAAGAUGUCGGGAUCAACAUCUUCAAAGUAUGAUCCAUGAUGUUAUCGGAUUUCCCAUUACUCUAUCCAGCGGGCAUGACACUGUACUUUGGAAGCGUGGCGAUGAUGAGUUUGGUAAUAAGUUCAGUGCGUCUGAAACUUGGCACCAAAUAAGAAGUUCGAGAAGCAGAGUUCAUUGGAGCAAGAUAGUAUGGUUCUCAGAAGGAGUUCUGAGAUAUGCCUUCAUCACUUGGCUUGCCAUUCGUGAUAGACUGUUGACAGGCCACCGUACAAGCCAAUGGGGUCAACCGCAAAGAUGUCUUUACUGUGGUGAGCCAGAUGAGACGAGAGACCAUCUCUUCUUUGCUCACCACAAGAAAACACUCCUAAUUCCGACGGAUCUUCCGACGGACACCAAGGUUGUUGGUAAUCUGUUUUGUAUUGACCCCGACCCGGACUGGGACACCACGGUUGAGCGUCUGCAGAAUGGAACGUAUGACCGGCUCACGUUCAUUCUCCUGAGGCUUGUGUUUCAGGAUUCCGUUUACUUCAUCUGGAUAGAGCGAAAUGAUAGGAAGCACAGUAACCGAGCAAAGUCUGUGGAGCAACUAGCAAAGUUGAUUGAUAAGGUUGUCUGGAACAGGUUAUCAUCUACCCAUUAUUUCCUCAAGCCGAAGCUGAAAGGAAUUAUGUGCAGAUGGUUUGAAGCUCAUUCCCACCACGAGUGA
This is a messenger RNA of Brassica napus (rape), 1176 nucleotides long. RefSeq lists its product as uncharacterized. The record is from RefSeq and is a predicted model, not a curated record. NCBI's taxonomy places the organism in Eukaryota, Viridiplantae, Streptophyta, Magnoliopsida, Brassicales, Brassicaceae. The transcript has 2 exons. The coding region runs from base 1 to 1176 and encodes 391 amino acids.